AGCCUGGACAGAAGAAAUGGUUAAUUUCACCACCCCAUAAAGCCCACCCCUUCCUAUUCCUCCUCAGUCUUUUCUUCUGUCCCAGCCUGGAUGCAGUAGGAGAUUGUUCCCUCUGUACUUCAGGUGAAAUUUAUACUCACACUUAAGAUUACCGGGCACAGUUCUUAGGGAGAUUCUCUUUGCCCGAAGCCCCUAUCCUGUGUGGCAACUGCGUUGUCUGGAGGGGGAUUUCGGCGGGGCUGGAUGUUGUUGCCGCAUUUGCGGUUCAAGGUGCGCUCCAGUGUGCGCGAUGACGUCAUCACUCGGCGACGGCUGAAAAUUUAAAAGUUUGGCGCUAAGUCGCAGCGCUGCCUUGGAUGUUGGCGUUUAUUCUGCCUGUGCAAAAUGGAUCCAGCUGCCCCGAAGAGGACUGCUUCCAAGGUGAUAGUUGCCUCUGCUGAAGAGCCUACUAAAAAGAGAGAUAAGCAAGAUGCUGAGAAGAGAUGCCGAGCAUGUGUUAAUAUGGCUAUGAGAGAUAAGAAAUUUUGCCAGGACUGCUUUGAUGAUUAUCUGUCUAGGCAGAUUAACCCCUCUGUGGCCAGGGAUUCUCCUCAGGAUUUGCCUAUUCCUUCAACAUCUGCCACUUUGCCUGAUCAGCAGUCUCUGAUGUCAUGGAUUAAAACUGCAGUAUCUCAAUCUCUUAAAGAGACAGUUCUCUCUAACCCAGAUUUGUCUGUAUUUAAUAGAAAUCCUUCUAUUCAGGAGGAUUCUUCGGAUGACAGCUCUUCAUCUGAUGAGGAAUUGCCUAGUGAUGAAAUUUCAGUAUUCGAUCAGAAACAUCUUACUCCCCUCAUUAGGGCUAUUAGGCGCACCUUGAAUCUGGAGGAUGCAAGUCAGCCUUCUACCUCCCUUCUAUUUUCCAAAAAAGCGAAGAUGGCUUUUCCUAUUCAUAAGGAAGUGCAGGAUUUAAUCCGUUUGGAAUGGGAGAAGAUUUCCAGGAGAAUUCCAGCGGAAAGAAGGAUUGAGAAAUUAUAUCCUUUCUCUGAUGAUAUUCAAGAUACUUUGAAUAAACCUCCUUCGGUGGAUGCUCCAGUGGCAAGAUUGUCGAGGAAGACGGCGUUGCCGAUAGAUGAUAUAUCUGCUUUAAAAAAUCCCAUGGAUCGCCGCAUGGAAACUGAGCUGAAAAAAUGCUACAUUUCAGCAGGAGCAGCCUGUAAGCCUUCUAUUGCAUUGGUGUCAGUUACCAAGGCACUUUCCCUUUGGGCAGAAAACUUAGAGCAGGCCGUUAAAGAUCGAAUGCCCAGAGAGAAGAUUCUGGAAGGUCUUGAAGAUUUCAGGUUGGCCUCUAAUUUUUGCCUGCAAGCAUCCUUGGAUUUAGUGCAAUUGUCUGCUCGCUCAAUGUCCUUUGCUGUAGCAGCCCGUAGAGCCCUUUGGGUAAGAUCUUGGUUUGCGGAUACCGCUUCCAAAAAUUCGCUUUGCAAGAUGCCUUUUGAGGGCAAGAAAUUAUUUGUCAAGGCCUUGGAUGACAUUAUAUCAAAAUCUUCUGGGGGCAAGAGUACUUUUUUGCCGCAAAGUAGAAGAUUUCCUGAUAGCUUCAGGAGGCGGCCAGAAAGUUCCUUUCGAAGAAGAGAUGAUACUAGAGGAUUCAGAUUCGGAAGAGAUUUUAGAACCUCGAAUUGGCGUGCAGGCCAAACAUCUUUUAGGGCCAGAGCUAGACCUCCAAGGUCCCCCAAGUCCUCUUCAAAGGCUCAAUGACGGUCUCUCUACCCAUCCUCCUGUAGGGGCAAGACUUUUGGCCUUUCAAGGAGUAUGGGCCAAGGAGUUUACAGACACAUGGGUAGUCACUACAAUUCAAAGAGGCUACCAAUUAGAAUUUUCUUUAAAGCCUACGUUAGACCAUUUCGUGGUUUCAAACAUACCAAUAGAUCCAGAAAGAAGAGAAGUCCUUUUUCAUUAUGUUCAGCAGCUGCUGAUGAAACAAGCAGUUACGGAAGUUCCUUUCCAAGAAGAAGGAACAGGAUUUUAUUCUCCUCUUUUUCUAGUUGUCAAGGCAACAGGGGACUUUCGUCCAAUUUUGGAUCUCCGAAGAAUAAACAAAUUUCUAAAGUAUCAACCCUUCAAAAUGGAGACAUUGGCGACCAUAAAGAGGGUUAUUCAUCCAGGGGAUUGGCUGGCAUCCUUGGAUCUGAAGGAUGCCUACCUUCACGUGCCCAUUGCUUUGGAGCAUCAGAAAUUUCUGCGGUUUUGUCUUCAGGGUCGGCACUACCAAUUCCGCUGUCUCCCGUUUGGUCUAGCAACCUCGCCCAGGACCUUUACCAAGAUUCUUGUGGUAAUAAUAGCCAAGUUGAGACGGGAGAAAAUCGAAGUCUACCAUUAUCUGGACGACUUGCUGCUCGUAGCCAGAGAUCCAGAGAGCUUAUCUGCCAACCUUCAAACGACCAGGGACACUCUGGAGAAGUUUGGGUGGAUCAUAAAUACGGCCAAGAGUCAGCUUAUACCAGUUCAGAGGAUGAUCUACCUGGGCGCUCAGUUGGAUACAGUCCUGGGCAUGGUAUCUCUUCCGUUGCGGAAGAUCCGUCAUAUUGUACUUCAGGUCGAUCAGUUGCGGGGGAGGUCCUACACCUCAGCGAGGACAUUCAUGAGUCUUUUAGGUCUCCUCACUUCAACGAUAGGUCUGGUGAGAUGGGCCAAAUGGAGGAUGAGACCGGUUCAACUUUCGUUUCUCAGGCAGUGGAAUCCAGUUGUCCAGGAUUGGUCUCGGUUAAUCCAGAUCACCAGAGAAUGCCGACAAUGUCUUGUUUGGUGGACGGUUCCGAGCAACCUUCGGAGAGGAUUCCCUCUCAAAGAACCAGUUUGGAUGGAGAUAUUUACGGACGCUUCUGGUGUAGGUUGGGGAGCUCACCUACUAGAUCACUAUG
This is a messenger RNA of Xenopus laevis (African clawed frog), 2897 nucleotides long. Its product is annotated as lamina-associated polypeptide 2-like. NCBI's taxonomy places the organism in Eukaryota, Metazoa, Chordata, Amphibia, Anura, Pipidae. The record is from RefSeq and is a predicted model, not a curated record. The transcript has 2 exons. Bases 385 to 1734 code for a protein of 449 amino acids.